Messenger RNA from Mya arenaria, 1648 nucleotides. RefSeq names its product galactose mutarotase-like. The transcript has 9 exons. The record is from RefSeq and is a predicted model, not a curated record. Gene Ontology annotation, molecular function: carbohydrate binding; aldose 1-epimerase activity. NCBI's taxonomy places the organism in Eukaryota, Metazoa, Mollusca, Bivalvia, Myida, Myidae. Gene Ontology annotation, biological process: beta-D-galactose catabolic process via UDP-galactose, Leloir pathway; glucose metabolic process. Bases 59 to 1117 code for a protein of 352 amino acids.
GUAAAUUCCGGCUGGGUGUACAUCCAAGUUGACUGAUGAGGGGAACGUGAGGUGAAAGAUGCCGUUAAAACAAGAAUUAUUCGGAAAGACGUCGACAGGCGAAGACGUUUACAAAUUUACGUUCACGAAUGAGAACAAGGUCACCAUCAGCGUUCUGAACUUUGGUUGCGUCAUUUACGAGAUAAAGCUGCCGGACAGAGACGGCAACGUUGUCGACGUCAACCUUGGCUUCGAUAACGUCAAAGAUUAUGAGAAGAAUAACAACUAUUUUGGAGCGCUGUGUGGAAGGGUUGCAAACAGGAUCGGGAACGGCGAGAUGACGAUUGACGGACAAACGUUCAAACUCUCCCGUAACGACCCGCUCGGCGGCCAUAUCGUCCAUGGGGGAUUCGUAGGUUUCAGCAGGCGUGUAUGGGACUACAAGAUCGAGGGCGAUACGCUGACGUUAACGUACGUCGACGCUGACGGCAGCGAAGGGUUCCCAGGGGAGGUGACCACCCAUGUAACGUUCACGUUGGGUGAGGACAACACCCUUACUAUGGAUUACAGUGCCACAACCACAAAGACCACUGUGGUGGACAUGGGCAGUCACUUCAUGGUCAAUCUUGCCGGACACGACAAAGGGGCCAUAAAAGAUCACAAAGUCACCGUCUACAGCGACAAAUUCCUGGACAUUGGCGACGACUUUCUUCCAACAGGUAAGCUGAUAUCGGUGGAUGAGGAUCCGGUGAUGGACUUCCGGUCCGGUCGCGACCUGGCCGGUGAGGUAUUAGAAACGUUGAGCGGUGGUUGUGCCUUCCAUCACGCCUUUGUCUUCGACCGCCGAGGAGAGCGAAAACGCAUGGCAAGGGUGGAUCAUCCGGGCAGCGGUCGGUACCUAGAGGUCGCCUCUACCAACAGUACAGUGUUCGCGUACAGUAACCACUUUAUGCCCCAAAUUGUCGGGGACGCCCCAUGUAAGGCAGGCGCCAGGUACCCGCGCUACGCCGCCAUUGAGUUCAUGCCGAUGGGCUACCCUAACUCCGUCAAAAUGCCGGAGUUCCCCCAGUCAGUGUUGAGGCCCGACCAGCAGUACCGGGAGACCGCCUGGUACACGUUUGGCCUCCAAGAACAGUGAGCCCGGAUAUUGGAAUGGUCAAUAAACUCAGCCACUGCUUACACAUUUAAACACCCAAAACAGUGAUCGACCAUUUAUACAAGCUGGUAACAUUUCGUAGAUGUAUUAUAAAUUGAGUGGUAUUUCUGUUCUGUUUUAUAACACAGCAAGUCAUGAAUAAUUAUAUUUUAAUUAUAAAAAACAGGAAUCAAACAUAACUCAAUAACCAAAUUACAACACAGUUCACAUGAACACAUAAAUCACAGUCGGCGUGAACACGAUUGUCGUAGUUGUCUCUAUUUCCCGCCCUGUCCGUCAUCUGCCUCCUAGUCAAAGUCACACUCAUCAUACACCGGUUUCGCCGGGGUCUCUUCCCCCGGCAAUAACACUCCAUCCCGCGGAGCUGGCUUUUCCUCCAGUUUUAGUCCCGAGUUCCGAGGACAGGGUUCAUCCUGUCCGGCCCUCGCGCUGUAUAGCUCACGUAGGAAGGUCAGCGUCCGUGGGGCCAGCAGCUCAUCGUGGACAAAACGCUCUUUAACAGAAGUACACAAA